Messenger RNA from Aspergillus ochraceoroseus IBT 24754, 330 nucleotides. RefSeq lists its product as uncharacterized. NCBI's taxonomy places the organism in Eukaryota, Fungi, Ascomycota, Eurotiomycetes, Eurotiales, Aspergillaceae. The record is from RefSeq and is a predicted model, not a curated record. The annotation marks the transcript as partial. The transcript has a single exon.
UGGAUUCAAGUUCCUUUCUCUGCUUUCAAGCCAUCCCCCAUGCAGAGUCUUCUCAACCAGGUCUUAGAAAUGCUGGCACUGCUCCAAGAUAUGGACAUGAUAGUAACCGAUCCGUAUCAGGCCAGUGCUCGCAAACUACUGUCAAUAUUUCGGGCUCUUCUGGAUAUUCACACUCGACUUGAAAGCUGGGAGCAGAGUCCUAUAGCUGAUAUCAAUGAGCCAUGCUACUGGCGCAUCAGUCCUCCUCUCACUGAAACAGCUCCAAAAUCUGCCGCAAAAUCCAUAUGGUUCCCAGAUAUCACGCUUGCAAAUGUUUAUACACAUUUGUGG